AUGGCUUCCACUACCAAAACCUUCAAAAGCGAUGAUAGCGUUCUGGACCCUGCCAUCAAAUCCCAUAUUACAACACUCUAUGCGGCUGUGGAUAACCAGGAACUUGAAAUCUGGGGGGCGCAUUUCACAGAGGAUGCCGUGUUGAAGAAAGGCACUUCGAAUGUUAAAGGGAGAGAAAAUCUCGUGGAGCUCGUUACGAAAUCAUGGUCGAAUUUCCAGAGCCGCGAUCAUACGGUGUAUUCUGUCUUCCCGUUUGGUCCCAAGGCAGAGGAGGUGAUGAUGCAUGGGAGAAGCAACAAUGUGUCUAAAGACGGCCAGGCCAGCACCUUCACGUGGGCGGCGCGGAUGCAUUUUAGACGGGACGAAGAUGGCAAGGUUCUCAUUGAUCAGUACACGAUCAUUACGGACCCUCACCCAUCGACAAUAUAG
Ilyonectria robusta is the source of this 429-nucleotide messenger RNA. RefSeq lists its product as uncharacterized. The coding region runs from base 1 to 429 and encodes 142 amino acids. NCBI's taxonomy places the organism in Eukaryota, Fungi, Ascomycota, Sordariomycetes, Hypocreales, Nectriaceae. The transcript is spliced from 3 exons. The record is from RefSeq and is a predicted model, not a curated record.